This is a messenger RNA of Rhopalosiphum maidis (corn leaf aphid), 1721 nucleotides long. RefSeq names its product gamma-butyrobetaine dioxygenase-like. Lineage: Eukaryota; Metazoa; Arthropoda; Insecta; Hemiptera; Aphididae. Gene Ontology annotation, cellular component: mitochondrion. The record is from RefSeq and is a predicted model, not a curated record. The transcript is spliced from 7 exons. Gene Ontology annotation, biological process: carnitine biosynthetic process. Gene Ontology annotation, molecular function: oxidoreductase activity. Bases 246 to 1421 code for a protein of 391 amino acids.
UCCGUCCUCGACAGUAUAAUAAUAGUACGCAGUCGCGCGUCCCGUCUUUCGCGUCGUCCGGUGCGAACCGUUCGUCUUUUCGACUCGUGGAAACGAAAAAUCCGCAAAACCAUUGCCCGCUGCUGGCCGAGUUCACCGUAGAUCGCGAGUGGUUUUCGAUCGUCGUUUGGCCGGCGAAAAGUGCACCGCACGCGCGCUCGUACACGGUAGCCGCGCGGCCACCGAGCGGAUAUCGGACGGCAAACAUGAACGGCGGCGGUGUCCGGCGGUGGUCCGCGACCGACUCGUCAAGCGGCGACGGGCGAUCCGAAAUUCGGCUGGACGACGGCUGUGGCGGCGGAAGUCGGUACCCUCACGCUUGGCUCAGGAACAACUGCCAGUGUCCGUCGUGCACGUCCGCCGAAUCCGGUUUCCGGAAACAAGUGAUCCGCGAUUUUCGGUUCGACUCGGCGCCGGCCCGACUUCAAAUUAUAAGCAAUGAUAAGCUUUAUGUGAAAUGGGAUGACAGCCACGAGAGUACUUACGACUUACAAUGGCUACUAGAGAGAAAUUUUAAUGAGGGUCAAGAACGCUACGAAAAUCAGCAAGUCAAAUGGACUGCGGAGUCGUUUUCAGCUAUAUUUCGGUCAUUUAAAUAUGAGGACGUAAUCAAAAGUGAUGAAACUUUACUACAAUGGUUGGAAACGUUGGCAGUCUAUGGCAUUUCAGUGAUAAAAAGUUGCGGGUUGGAACAUGACCGGGUAAAAGAACUCGCCGGACGCGUUGCUUUUUUGAAGAAGACACAAUACGGGGAAACGUUCAAAGUUGAAGUGAACUCUGAUGCGACCAAUUUAGCAUAUAGAUCAACAUACUUACAGCUACAUACGGACUUGCCAUAUUACGAGUAUACACCGGGGGUGAUUUUGCUGCACUGCAUCGUUCAACCAGAAUCCAGUGGCGGUGAAUCCGAAGUGUCCGACGGUCUGUCGGUGUGCGACCGUCUGAAGGAAUUGGACGUGGACAGUUAUAAGACGUUGUCCUCGGUGCCGGUGAGAUGGAUUGACCGCGGCCACGACGCUGGUUACAGCUUCCAUAACAUUUACGUCUCGCCCGUAAUUUGCGAAGACAGUUAUGGAAAUAUCAAGAGAAUUAAUUUUAGUGAGCAUCACAGAGAUUCAAAAUUUCCUGUAUCAAUAGAUAAAGUACACAUUUGGUAUGAUGCAAUCGAAAAGUUUGUAAAGAUUGCGUACAACGAAAAAAUCAUCAGCACUUUUAAAAUGAAACCUGGGGACAUUUUAACUUUUGACAACCAUCGAGUACUACAUGGAAGAAAAGGAUAUCAAGGCUCCAGAUUAUUAAUUGGUGGUUAUUUGGACUGGGAUUUAAUUAAAUCAAGAACUAGAGUUCUCCAAUUUCAACUGUCAAAUAAAAAUAAUAAUUAAUCAUAUGAAUAAUUUAUGAAUAAGCAAAUCAAAUAUUUAUAUAAUUCGAUAAUUAUAAACUAUUAACUAUAUUAAAUAAGUUCAAUUAAAUAUGGUAUUAAUUAUAUGUAAUUAUAUAAGUACUCAUUUUAUUGAUUUGAAAUUUAUUUUUUAUUUUUUCAUUAGUUGAGUAUUUAACAAACACGUAUAUGUAAGAUUAUUUUAAGUUAUCAGUUAUAACAUUAUAAUAAUAUAAAUAUGUAAAUUAAUUAGGUACUGGUGAAAUUGCAAAUUAUCAUACUAGUAUUUUUGUAUAUAAUU